AAUUCUUUUGAUAGUUAUGUAAACACGAGCUACGCAGGCGUUUUAAGACCGAUAGGCUGACCUUAAUGUCUUUCGCGAGGUCUCGGUCGCCGGCGGCCAGCAUUCCAACAGGUUGGUGCGGCUCCGCCAGGCGCUAUCGAUCGUAGGGCGGGUGCACGGAAAAUUUUCCACUUGCAGCGCUCGCUGGCUUCGGGGGUGAGUGCGCCGAGGGCAGGCGUUGGCCAAGCAAGGGGUGCUGGCUCAACAGCUGUGUGCGUCUGACGUCAGGCCCGGCCGGUUUGCUAUUGAUCAGCCUAUGUGGGUCAUGUGCCCGUCUACGCGGUCGCCUGCUGCUGGCUGUUAGUUGCCGGGAGCACCUCCGUUCCGGCUUACGGUAGCAAUUGCUGAUUCGCGAGAAUUUUCGCGUAAUUUGCGGUAGUGGAAGCAACUCGCCGCCUCCCCCUAAUGUUGUGAACACGAAAGAGGUCAGAUGGCGCACACGUGCAAGGCACCGCCUGCCUCGCCUUAACGUAGGUCAGGUUCGCUGCUCGCAGCGCCACGAUGCGCCGGCGUAGUAGUGAGUGUCGUAGUUCAGCUUUCGGUCGUGUACUGGAAUUACAGAUUUCAUAAAGGAGAGAAUUCCAACAGUGGCAGUGUAUCGAGGCUGUGGUUAAUAGCGCCAAUAAGCUAGCUUGCCUGUAAUGGCUUCGGCAUCGAGAUCAGAAGAGAGUGGCGGUAUGGUGGACUACUACCGGAUCUUGGAGGUCUCCAAAACAGCCUCCACAGCAGACAUAAAAAAAGCGUACCGGAAAUUGGCUUUGAAAUGGCAUCCGGACAAAAAUCCAAACAACAUGGAGGAAGCCACAAAGAGGUUUAAAGAAAUAUCAGAGGCGUAUGAAGUUUUAUCAGAUGAGAAGAAACGCCGUGUGUAUGAUCAGUAUGGUAAAGAAGGUCUUGGCCAAGGAGGAAGAUCCAGAGGCCGGCAUGAUGAUUUCUUUGAUCCAAAUUUUGCUUUUCCAUUUACAUUCCGAGAUCCCGAAGACGUCUUCAGAGAAUUCUUUGGCAGUUCACCGUUCCAAGAUGUUUUUGGAGGCAUGGACCAUGGGCCACGCAGAGGAAAUCGCAAUGGUGGCAACAACAGCAUAACUUCGAGCUUCUUCAGCCCAUUUGGACUGCAGCUGGGUGGCUUUCAGAUAGAUGAUUUCUUUGGAAUGGAUGGAAAUUCUGGUUUUACAUCAUUCACAUCACUCAGCAGUUCAAAUAUGGGUGGUGGCGCUGGCAGUGGAGCUGCUGUCAAAAGGACAUCUACCUCCACACGCUUCAUAAAUGGCAAGAAGAUAACAACUAAAAAGAUUGUAGAAAAUGGAAGAGAGACUGUCAUGGUGUAUGAAAAUGACACCCUAACUUCAAAGACUGUCAAUGGUGUUCCUCAGGCACUCACGCAGAGUUGAAGUGGUGGAACCUGAACUAAGUGAAAUGUGAUGGACUGAUAAAUUUACAAGUUAAAAUUAUUUGAUGGUGGUAUAAGACAGAUAGAACUAUUGAUGAGUUUAUGUGAAAUAAAUACUUAUCCAUCUACACAUCAAUUUCUGAAUAAACAAGAAGUGACUGACAUGAAACUUGCCAUUUUGGAGUUUCCAAACUCAACUUUUAAACAGACUCUUCAUGUUGUGGAUUCUUGAGGCAAAUGUGUGGCAUUGUAUUUCUGUUUACUGUUAUUUUCCCCAUUUGAUUCAUUUCUGUAGCGUAAAAGUAUAUGAUCUUCGUACUGUUUCUAACUCUAUUCAGUGGUAAGUUUCAUCAGUAGUAAAAAGAAUUGAUGACCGAUAAAAAUUUUUGUUCACUUGAGUCACAUUGUAGUUUUGCACAUGUGCUAUUAUGAACAAACUGUAUAAAUUAUUGUUGUAAUCUGUGGAUUCUCAAAUAAGUGGUAUCAUUAUUGUAACAUUAAAGAAGCCUUGAAACUGAUUCUUGUCUUUGUGAUUGUGAACUGGCACAGAAUAUGACAAGCACACAACAUUCUAAUACCACCAGAAGAAAGAAAGUAGCCGAGUAAAUUCUUCACAGGACAUGAACAGGUGGGCUGAACUAUAAUUAUUAAUAUGUACAGAAAAAAUGUUAGACAUUUUGGAUGUAAAAUGGCUUAUCUCAAGCUUGUUAAAGUUGUUGUUACUGUAUAAUAAUUUUGUGUGCUGUUAAAUAUCCUUGUCACUGUUGAUUGGCAUUAUAGUUAUUAUGUAAAGAACUUAUCAGUGUUUCAUAAAAUGUUAGAUGUACUACAUUUGUGUAAUGUGUGCAUACCACACUUCUCCUCCCACUGAUGCCAUUGCUUGAUAGUUUCUUGUAAAUGGCAUGAUAGCUGUUUUAAUAUUAUAAAAAUCUGCCAGCAUUCAUAUUAGCAUUGUAAAUAUCAUUUGUUGUCUGAGAAUGUAUUAAAAUAAUUGGGUUUUUCAUGUACAACAUUCCUCUGCAAUCUGUGCCAUUUUCUAAAUUUAGGAUCAACUGCUCAAUUUUUGAGUGACUUCCUGAGAGGACUACACUGCUCCUCUUCAUGUUUUGAGGCAAAUGUGAGCCAUAUUGAUUUACUGGAGACCACAAAUGACAGUACAUGAAGUAAGAAAGAAUGAAGUAAUAUUGUCAGUGAACAAAAGACUUCUUAAUUUAACUCAUUGAAGCUUCAAGAUAUUUUCAUCUAGCUUACUUAAACAUAAUUGUUGAAUUCUGCACUCUGUGAUUUAAUGAUUAUGAUCUUAGUUAUAAUGCAGUAUGAAUUGUGAGAGUGAUAGUUUGAGUUCAUUAACGUUAUUCAGUUAAGAGAGAAUGUUCCUGUUUUUUUGAUUGUUUACUAGAGGCAGUUCCUGAGAAACCAGGAAUAGUGUUUUGUAUUUUGUAAAAUGAAUUUUAAGUACUUAAGGUGAAACUUGGCCAGAGUGAAUGUCAUAUUUAAUGUAGAAACAUUACCCUACGCUUGGGUGGAUGGCGAUAUUUCUUUUUAAUUUUGUGCGUUGUAUUAUGUAAGAGUAAAAAUAAACAAUGUUUAGUAACAA
This is a messenger RNA of Schistocerca gregaria, 3026 nucleotides long. RefSeq names its product dnaJ homolog subfamily B member 6-like. The transcript has 6 exons. Bases 681 to 1430 code for a protein of 249 amino acids. Gene Ontology annotation, molecular function: Hsp70 protein binding. Lineage: Eukaryota; Metazoa; Arthropoda; Insecta; Orthoptera; Acrididae. The record is from RefSeq and is a predicted model, not a curated record.